AUGCAGCUCCCAGCACCAUUUUCCCGCUAUCUCUCCUCGCUUCGCGCUUUGAACCAGCGUGUGCAGGAGAGAGCUGCGACAGAGCAGCAGAAGAAAGGUCUAUAUAGUCGAUUAAGCGAUGUCUUCUGUCGCACGUGGCAUCUGGGAUUUACUGCCUUUGGAGGCCCACCGGUUCAUUUCCAGAUUUUCCAUGAGAAGUUUGUCGAGGGCAAAGGGGGCCAGGAGAAAUGGGUGGACGAGCAGAGUUAUCAAGAGCUUUUUGCUAUUUGUCAAGCUCUACCGGGCCCCGCGAGCACGAAGAUGCUCUUCUGCCUGGCUUUAUUGCAUGCGGGCUUCAUCCCGGCCGUUUUAGUAUUCAUGCUAUGGAGUCUUCCCGGCGCGGUAGGCAUGUACGCUCUCUCCCUGGGAAUUCAAAAUAUCAAUGAUUCCCUACCCCCUAUCGCAUAUGCACUCCUCUCUGGUCUGAAUGCCUCAACCGUGGGGAUCAUUGCUUUGGCAGCAGUCCAGCUAGCGGAGAAAGCAAUCAAGGACAAGCUCACCCGCAUUCUGGUCAUCCUUGGGGCGUGCGCAGGUCUCUGCUACAAUGCUCUCUGGUAUUUUCCCCUGCUGAUGGUGAUUGGUGGCAUGUCCACUGUUGUAUGGGAUGGAUGGAUGAGCCAAUUCAUUCGUAAGACGAGAUUGAAAUGGAGACGGAGGGAUAGCCACCUGGAAGAAGCCAGGCAGGCAAAUGAUGUUCCCUCUGAAGUGGAGCUCCAGGAGCAACAGGAUCGUCAGAGUCAAAUGAUAACCGUCAACCAGAGCAAUAUGCGGUCACGAAAGACUAGACAGGCUACAAUGCCCCUCCCGGAGUCGACAUCUGAUACGCAGACUUUAUCCUCGGAAGUUAGCUCGUCUCAGGAUCAUAUCAUCCGUAUCCGUGUUGGGAUCAUGGCCUGCAUCGCUUUUUUCGCAUCAUUCAUCGCGAUCAUGGUAGCAAGAGGCGUUAUAACCGCCCCACCACUUGCCCUCGAUCUAUUCGCAAACAUGUAUCUGGCGGGGACGAUUAUCUUCGGUGGCGGCCCUGUCGUGAUCCCUCUUCUUCGCUCCUAUGUCGUCGACCCCGGCUGGGUGUCUGGCAGGGAUUUCCUGAUCGGCCUGGCUCUUAUUCAAGCAUUCCCUGGCCCGAACUUCAACUUGGCCGUUUUCUUGGGUGCUCUUGCUCUCCAGAAGUCUCAAUUCCCGACUAUCUUCGGUGCCUUCCUCGGCUACAUCGGCAUCUUCGUGCCCGGUAUCACACUGGCAGUUGCUAUGCAAAGCUUCUGGAGAGUGCUGCGCCAGAAGAAAUGGGUCGUCGACUGGCUAAGGGGCGUCAAUGCCAGUGCUGUCGGUCUGGUGUUUACCGCUGUGUAUAGGCUCUGGGAGAUUGGGUAUCUCACCCCCAAGGCCAGCAAUGGCCAAAGUCUUGCUAUUGAGCCAUGGUGGGUGGUUGUUGCAGCCGUCACCUACGCAGAGAAUGCUUGGUUCAAGGUGCCUCCACCAGUGGCGAUUAUCUUUGGUGGUAUUUUAGGUCUUUGCUGGUAUGGUGCUGUUGAACGUUAG
Messenger RNA from Aspergillus clavatus NRRL 1, 1578 nucleotides. RefSeq names its product putative chromate ion transporter. The record is from RefSeq and is a predicted model, not a curated record. NCBI's taxonomy places the organism in Eukaryota, Fungi, Ascomycota, Eurotiomycetes, Eurotiales, Aspergillaceae. Gene Ontology annotation, biological process: chromate transport. The transcript is spliced from 4 exons. Gene Ontology annotation, molecular function: chromate transmembrane transporter activity. The coding region runs from base 1 to 1578 and encodes 525 amino acids.